Gastrolobium bilobum is the source of this 965-nucleotide messenger RNA. Its product is annotated as probable aquaporin SIP2-1. Lineage: Eukaryota; Viridiplantae; Streptophyta; Magnoliopsida; Fabales; Fabaceae. Gene Ontology annotation, biological process: transmembrane transport. The record is from RefSeq and is a predicted model, not a curated record. Gene Ontology annotation, cellular component: membrane. Bases 30 to 746 code for a protein of 238 amino acids. Gene Ontology annotation, molecular function: channel activity. The transcript has 3 exons.
UUCUCUUGUUGUUGUUGUUGUUGUUGAAGAUGGGAAGAAGUAGGCUUGUGGUGUCGGAUUUUGUUAUGUCUUUCAUGUGGGUAUGGUCUGGUGUUCUGGUUCGGAUUUUUGUCUUCAAAAUUCUGGGGUUGGGUCAUGGUAACGGUCAUCUCGGUGAGUUUCUGAAGGCUGCGUUCUCCGUCGCCAACAUGUUCUUCUUUGCGUUCCUUUCCAAGGUUACCCGUGGUGGGGCCUACAAUCCCCUUACCGUCUUUGCUGAUGCUAUCUCUGCUGAUUUCAACAAUUUCCUUUUCUGUGUUGGUGCCAGAAUUCCCGCUCAGGUGGUUGGAUCUAUUGUUGGAGUUAAGCUUAUUAUUGACACGGUUCCUGAAGUAGGACGGGGACCAAGUUUGAAUAUUGACAUUCAUCGUGGUGCAUUGACAGAAGGAUUACUAACAUUUGCAAUUGUAACCAUUUCACUUGGUCUUGCCAUAAAAGUUCGUGAAAGUUUCUUCAUGAAGACUUGGAUCUCCAGCCUCUCCAAGCUAACACUUCAUAUACUUGGUUCUGAUCUGACUGGAGGUUGUAUGAACCCUGCGUCAGUGAUGGGAUGGGCUUAUGCUCGAGGGGAUCACAUAACAAAGGAGCACAUCCUUGUAUACUGGCUUGCCCCCAUAAAGGCAACUAUUUUGGCAGUGUGGACAUUCAAAUUGCUAUUGAGGCCUGUAAAAGAAGAUAAAACGGGCUCAAAAAGUAAAUCGGAUUGAAGAAACUCCAUUUUGUGUGAAAUGUCUGUUUCUAUCUCGCAUUCAAUCAUUGAUCACAGUGUGUUAUAUUAUGAACUAUUGGUUUUUGUGUACUAUUUCGUUCCCUACCAAUUGUCUUGUUUGAGUUCUUGCACGUCUCGUGCAUGCUCAUGCAUGACUCAUGCAUUGUACUUUCCACCAUAAUUUAUACAAGUAACAUAUUACACUACAUUUUCUAUC